CUCUAGAUAAAAAGCCUGUUUCAAAGGUUCCUGAAGUCCUAAUGUGCAAGAUAGCUUCUUAUGAUCAAGGACUCUUCGCCUUUGUUUCUGAUGUGAAGUUAGAAACCUCCAAUCAUAUGAAGCUUUGGAUAUUCUCUGCAGGAGAAGAAGGAGAAAAACAAGAUUCCCAGAAAUCUGUUUUAUUUGUUGAAAAACCAAAAGGUGGCUCAAUUAGUGUAGGGCAAAGUAUCACAUUCACAGCCAAAGUAGAAGCUCAGGAUCUUCUUCGGAAACCCACUGUUAAGUGGUUUAAAGGAAAAUGGAUGGACUUGGCAAGCAAAGUUGGAAAGCAUCUUCAGUUAAAAGAAACAUUUGAGCGACUAACCAAGAUGUAUACAUUUGAGAUGCAAAUAAUCAAAGCUAAGGACAAUUAUGCAGGAAAUUAUAGAUGUGAAGUAACAUAUAAGGAUAAAGUUGAUAGCUGUUCUUUUGAUUUGGAAGUUCACGAAACAGAAACUACGCAAUCAAUAGAUAUCCGGUCGGCAUUCAAAAGAAGUGGUGAAGGACAAGAGGAUGCAGGAGAACUUGACUUUAGUGGUCUCCUGAAACGUAGGGAAUUUAAACAGGAACCAGAAGAGCCAGAUAUAGAUGUGUGGGAACUCUUGAAGAAUGCAAAUCCCAAUGACUAUGAGAAGAUUGCAUUUCAGUAUGGAAUUACUGACCUGAGGGGUAUGCUGAAACGUCUGAAGCGCACUCGGAGGGAAGAGAAGAAGAGUGCAGCCUUUUCUAAGAUUCUGGACCCUGCUUAUCAAGUGGACAAAGGAGGUAAAGUAAGGUUUGCGGUGGAGCUGGCUGAUCCAACAGUUGAACUGAAGUGGUAUAAAAAUGGCCAAGAAAUACGGCCAAGUGGAAAAUACAUAUUUGAACACAAAGGUAAUGAGCGAAUCCUAUUUAUCAACAACUGCCAGAUGACAGAUGAUGCCCGUUAUCAUGUCACAGCUGGAGAUGAGAAAUGUUCUACUGAAUUGUUCGUUAGAGAGCCUCCAGUAAUAGUGACAAAAAACCUGGAAGAUACCAGUGGUUAUAUUGGCGACAGAAUAGAAUUAUCAGUUGAAGUGUCUGAAGAGGAUGCAAACGUGAAAUGGUUUAAGAAUGGUGUGGAGUUGCCCCUUGAUAGUAAAUCAAGAUAUAAAGUUAAAAUCGAGGGUAAAAAGCACACUUUGAUUAUUGAAGAAGCAACGAAAGCAGACAAGGCAACUUACUCAGUCAUGACAACUGGAGGACAAUCAGCUGCCAAGCUCAGCGUUGGUUUGAGGCCACUGAAGAUAUUGCAUCCACUGGAAGAUCAGACCGUCAGGCUCGGCAAAGAGAUCUCUUUGAAGUGUGAGAUUUCUGAGAAUGUAGAAGGAAAGUGGUACAAAAAUGGCACGCUGCUCCCGCCCAGUGAUCGCAUCAAAUUAUAUCACAAAGGAAGAAUCCAUCGGUUAAUUAUUGCUAACUCACUUGUGGAGGAUGACGGUGAAUACAUGUUUGUUCCAGAUGCCUACAAUGUCAACAUCCCUUGUAAAGUUCAUAUUAUAGAUCCUCCUAAGCUUCACCUUGAUGGCCUUGGUGAUGAUAACACAGUAACAGUUGUCGCAGGAACAAAAUUACGUCUUGAGAUCCCUGUUUCUGGGGAGCCUCCACCAAAGGUUUUGUGGAGCAGGGGAGAUAAGUGGAUUAUGGAUUCUGCAUCCAGAAUACGGGCAGAGAAUUAUCCAGACAGCAGUUGUUUGGUGAUUGAUUCAGCUGAAAAAGAUGACUCGGGUUCUUACAGAAUAAUGCUGAAAAAUGAAGCUGGAGAAGACGCCGCACACAUCAAUAUAAAAGUUGUUGAUAUUCCUGAUCCCCCAGAGGCACCCAAUGUGAUUGAGAUAGGAGAAGACUGGUGUAUUAUGACCUGGGAACCUCCAGCCUAUGAUGGCGGAUCUCCUCUGUUAGGAUACUAUAUUGAAAGGAAAAAGAAGCAAAGCUCCAGAUGGAUGAGAUUAAAUUUUGAUCUUAUUAAAGAAACAACUUUUGAGCCCAAAAAGAUGAUUGAGGGAGUUGCUUAUGAGGUGCGUGUGUUCGCAGUCAAUGCCAUCGGGACUUCCAAGCCAAGCAUGCCGUCAAAACCUUUUGUGCCUCUAGCUGUCACAAGUCCUCCUACCUGUCUGGCAGUUGACUCUGUCACUGAUACUACAGUUACCAUGAAGUGGCGACCACCAGAUCAGAUUGGAGCAGCAGGUUUAGAUGGUUAUAUUAUAGAGUAUUGCUUUGAAGGAAGUUCCUCUGACUCUGGUUCAGAGCAAAAUAUUAGUGAGGACACAGCCGGGGGCCCGGGGCAGACGGAAGAGAAGACACCCAAACCCUGUGAGUGUUCAGCAUCAAGAAAUAAUAAUCAAAUAUCUCAACAGAUACAUGUCAGGUUGUUUUUUUUUCUUACACAGGGAAGGCCAAGACCAAAAGUAUCUUGGAAGAAAAAUGGUACCCACGUAGACAAGAACCAAAUUAAUAUCCGCAACAGUGAAAAUGAUUCCAUCAUCUUCAUCCGAAAAGCAGAGAGGAGCCAUUCUGGGAAAUAUGACAUGAAGGUCAAAGUAGAUAACCUCGUGGACAAAGCCACAAUAGAUAUUCAAAUAGUUGAUCGUCCAGGUCCACCACAAGUAGUAAAAAUUGCAGAUGUCUGGGGAGAAAAUGUUGCUUUGGAAUGGACACCACCAAAAGAUGAUGGCAAUGCCAACAUUAUUGGUUACACAAUUCAAAAAGCAGACAAAAAGAGUAAAGUGUACAAAAAUCCAGUUUAUGAGGACUUCAAUUUCACUGAACCACCAAUGUUCACUCAGCCUUUAGUUAAUACAUAUGCCAUAUCUGGUUAUAAUGCAACUUUGAACUGCAGUGUCCGAGGAAAUCCAAAGCCCAAGAUAACAUGGAUGAAAAAUAAAAUGGUCAUUAUGAAUGACCCACGUUACAGAAUGUUUAGUAACCAGGGUGUUUGUACACUGGAGAUUCGGAAACCCAGCCCCUAUGAUGGUGGCACAUAUACUUGCAGGGCAGUCAACAGUCUUGGUGAGGCUGAAGUUGAAUGCAAAUUGGAAGUCAGAGGUGGUCUUUCGUUCUUCCGGCUACUACUGCAAGGGGUACCUCCACAUAUUGCCCAGUCGUAUAUGAAAGAAAUGGAAGCAAGCAAGAAGAUCAAGACUACAGGUUCAUCGGGGAGGCCUAUUGUGACCCUCCAGCAGCCAGUGGACCUGGUGACAGACUCAGACAGUGAGGAGGACAGCAACAUAGACAUAUUAAUAGUGUUACCAACAAUGACUUCUUCUGAAACAUUUCAUGUAGAGCGAUCACCUAUUCACAUAAUUCCAAGCAUGUUUUAUACAAAAAUGCCAGUGGAAUUAAACUCAGUGGAAUUACUUGAUUUCAAAGUUUAA
Thamnophis sirtalis is the source of this 3431-nucleotide messenger RNA. Lineage: Eukaryota; Metazoa; Chordata; Lepidosauria; Squamata; Natricidae. The record is from RefSeq and is a predicted model, not a curated record.